CCCUAAAAAGACUGAAUAUCUGAUGAUAUCUGAUACCGACAGUGUCAUUAGUAUCAAGGAAAAAAUCGAGGAAUGUCAAGGGGGGUGAUUUCCCUAAGAUUCAACCAAGAUCAUGGUUGUUUCACAUGUGCAACAGAAACAGGACUGAAGAUGUACAAUGUAGAACCACUGACACAAAAGCUUACACUAGGACAAGAUGUGGUGGGGAGUAUUGCUUGUGCAGAAAUGUUGUUUCGCUCCAAUAUUGUAGCCAUGGUUGGAGGGGGAUCCUCACCUAGAUAUGAUGAAAAAGCUGCUCUGAUUUGGGAUGACACUGCAAAGAAGGUUGUCAUGGAUGUUUCCUUCAACCAACCAGUUGUGUCAAUAAAACUCAAGUAUGACAGGUUGAUUGUUGUUCUUAGAAAUCAAAUCUAUGUGUUCAGUUUUCCAAAUAACCCUACAAUGUUGCACUCCUUUGACACAAGGGAUAAUCCAAAAGGUCUGUGUGAUGUCUCUCCCUUUGGACAAGUGAUGGCUUUCCCAGGUCAAAAAUGUGGCAGUGUUCAGAUUGCUGAUCUUGAGACCACACAGCCUGGACAGUCCACAUCUCCUGUAACAGUUAGUGCCCACCAGGGGGAGAUAGCAUGCCUCACUCUAAAUCAGCAGGGGACACUACUGGCUACUGCCUCCAAGAAAGGAACAUUGAUUCGAGUGUUUGACACAUCAACAAAGAAGCUAGUUGUGGAACUGCGGAGGGGAGCUGACCCAGCUACUUUAUACUGUAUAUCGUUCAGUCAUGAUUCUUCAUUCUUGUGUGCCUCCAGUGAUAAAGGGACCAUUCAUAUCUUUGCUGUAAAAGAUACAAGUCUGAACAGGCGAUCAACGUUUAAAACAAUGGGAUUUCUAGGAACAUAUGUGGAGUCCCAAUGGGGCCUGGCCAGUUUUACUGUGGCUGCAGAGUGUGCAUGUAUUUGUGCCUUUGGCCCAGGACAUUCUGUAAUAGCUGUGUGUGUAGAUGGGACUUUUCACAAGUAUGUGUUCACAACUGAUGGAAACUGCAACAGAGAAGCCUAUGAUGUGUAUCUAGACAUUGGAGAUGAUUUUGAAUGAACAACGGAUUUAAGGGAUAAAAUACCAUAUAUUUUCACAUGUACAUAUUAUGGACGUUGAUGGUAUAAUAUACUCAUUUCAUUAUCUCAUUUCUUUCUUCAAAGACUAUCAUAAUUUUUGUCUAGUCACACAAUAAAAAAGGAUUUGUGAUGUUUCCUCUUCCUUCAGCAUUUGUAUUUUGCAUAUUACAAAAAAUGCAGCAAAUGAGUGUACAGUGUUGAUCAUUGUUACUUCAAUUUAGAUCAAAGUUGAAACUCUUUGUGUAUACAUGUACAUGUACUGUAUAAAUAGAUGACACCAUUUUAUCAUA
This is a messenger RNA of Saccostrea echinata, 1399 nucleotides long. Its product is annotated as WD repeat domain phosphoinositide-interacting protein 4-like. The transcript is spliced from 12 exons. Gene Ontology annotation, molecular function: phosphatidylinositol-3,5-bisphosphate binding; protein binding; phosphatidylinositol-3-phosphate binding. The coding region runs from base 73 to 1089 and encodes 338 amino acids. The record is from RefSeq and is a predicted model, not a curated record. Gene Ontology annotation, cellular component: cytosol; extrinsic component of membrane; phagophore assembly site membrane. Gene Ontology annotation, biological process: protein localization to phagophore assembly site; protein lipidation; autophagy of mitochondrion. Lineage: Eukaryota; Metazoa; Mollusca; Bivalvia; Ostreida; Ostreidae.